UAAAACCCCCUUUCCUUUUUGUUUGGUCGCUCUUAGAUCUUCUUCGCUUCACACCCCCGCCGUCGCUUAUCACCGGUCAACUCUGAACAACAAAACCAUGGCCACUCAAGCUGCUGCUGCCUCUUUCAAUGGCAACCUUAAGAAAGCUGUGGCAGGUAUCAAACGUAUCAAUCUCGACGGUCUUCGUUGGCGUGUUUUUGAUGCCAAAGGCCAGGUUCUCGGUAGACUUGCUUCUCAGAUAUCUACCGUCCUUCAAGCCAAAGAUAAGCCUACUUAUUGUCCUAACCGCGAUGAUGGCGAUAUUUGCAUUGUUCUCAAUGCUAAGGAUAUCGGCAUCACCGGCAGAAAGCUCACUGACAAGUUCUACCGCUGGCAUACUGGGUACGUUGGACACCUGAAAGAACGGAGUCUGAAAGAUCAGAUGGCCAAAGACCCCACCGAGGUCAUCCGCAAGGCUGUCUGGCGCAUGCUUCCAACUAACAAUUUGCGUGAUGACAGAGAUCGGAAGCUGAGGAUAUUUGAAGGCAAUGAGCAUCCUUUUGGGGACAAGCCACUUGAGCCAUUCGUGAUGCCUCCUCGUACAGUGAGAGAGAUGCGACCGCGCGCAAGACGUGCAAUGAUCCGUGCCCAGAAGAAGGCAGAGCUGGCAGAAAAUGGUGGAACAGAGGUAAAGAAAGGCAAGAAGAGGACUCCCUCUCAAGUAACUGCGUAGAAGAAAAGCCUUCAGAGAGAAACUUAGUAAUGUGAUUCGUCUUAUAUAAUAAGCAACGAUCAUAAUGCAGGCGUGGAUAAGCUUGUAAGGUUUUCUUGUUUCUGGAUGUCUGACAAUAUACCGGACCUGAAGCCAAACCCACCCCUUCUUUUUAUAAACAAAAUAUACUCUCGUUUCUGGCUAGCUUCUCCCUUUCUUGUUGGUCACUUAACUUUUGAAAUUGAUAAAAUUUGCGAAUA
This is a messenger RNA of Brassica oleracea var. oleracea, 951 nucleotides long. Its product is annotated as 50S ribosomal protein L13. Bases 98 to 712 code for a protein of 204 amino acids. The transcript is spliced from 6 exons. The record is from RefSeq and is a predicted model, not a curated record. Gene Ontology annotation, molecular function: mRNA binding; structural constituent of ribosome. Lineage: Eukaryota; Viridiplantae; Streptophyta; Magnoliopsida; Brassicales; Brassicaceae. Gene Ontology annotation, biological process: negative regulation of translation; translation. Gene Ontology annotation, cellular component: mitochondrial large ribosomal subunit; ribosome.